Molecule: messenger RNA, 843 nt
Organism: Merops nubicus (carmine bee-eater)
Lineage: Eukaryota; Metazoa; Chordata; Aves; Coraciiformes; Meropidae
Exons: 8
Coding region: 1-843 (280 amino acids)
Cellular component (GO): Golgi apparatus
Source: RefSeq, a predicted model, not a curated record
AUGGAAAGCACCUUCAUAAAGAUGUUAAGUGAUUGUGAAGUGAAAGGUGAAGGUCAUGAACCAGCUUUAGAAACUGUCUCCCUGGCUGGAAGUGCAGAUACACCAGAGGACAUCAAACAUGUCUUGGCUGAGAAGAAUCAGCUUCAGAGUGAGCUGCAGCACUGCCUUCAGGAGAUGCACCAGAAGGAUCUGCAUUUCCAGCAGAUUAAUUCAAAGGCUGUGCAGUCAGUAGAAGAGAAUGCUGUCCUCUCAGCCCAGCUGAAGACUCUCUCCCAGACUCUGAGGGAUAACCAGCUCCGUUACACAGACCUGCAAAAUCGUUAUCUGAGACUGGAGAGGGAAUACCAGACAGCACAAGUGGCAUCUUUCCAGGGUGCUGCUGAGGGUGGAACUAGAGCAGAAGUUCCCCCUGGAGCACCACAGGAAAGAUCUGCAAAGCUGCAGAAGAAGCUCUUGGGCUCUCUGAGGAGCGAAGACUUCCAAAGAGGAGAUAAUUCUGUAUUCCACUGUCACCCUUUGGUUUUCCCUAGAUUUGAAGCAAGCAGUUACAGGUCUGUCCCUAGUGACUACACUGUUCAGAUGGAAGCUGAGGAGGAGAGAGAGGCCUUAAUCAUUGAUCCUAGUGAGCACGUAGUAGUGCGAAAGCCAUGGUGUCACCCAAGUGCAGAGAUAAGUCAGCUGUUUUCAGUCUCUGUGCCACAGGAACGAAUGCCAGGGAAAUGUGCAGAUGUUGCUGAUCACUGGAAGGAUCAGUGUUGUGCAAUGAAACCUUUAGCUGAAACCUGGAAGUUCAACACUAAAAAAGUGUUUGCUGUAUGGACAUCAGGCCUUAUGCAGAAAUGA